Paramecium octaurelia is the source of this 317-nucleotide messenger RNA. Lineage: Eukaryota; Ciliophora; Oligohymenophorea; Peniculida; Parameciidae. The record is from the annotation of a GenBank genome assembly.
AUGGUUAUAAAAUACAUUGAGAAAUUUCAGUUAAGAUUGAAUUGUAAAUUUAAAACGGUAAAAAAGUACUAAUAUUUAGCCUACCCUUUGAUGCCAAUAGGAGUAUUUAAGAAUUCUAAAUGUUAAAUUUCAAUUUACUUAUGUGAUUAUGAGUAAAGUGACAUCAAUUAACUAUUACCUGCAGGGCAUACAUGGUAUUAUUUAGAUUUAAUUAAAAUAGUUCUUUUGAAUUGCAUUUACCUCCUUAUUCAUAGUAAGAAUUUUAACUGCAAAGUUAUAGCUUGCUGUAACAGAAGGUGAAGCAACAUUUUCAUUGA